GAAUGAGUUUUAUAGUUAGAAUUUGGUAACGUGAUCGGACGAUUACAAACUGAUUUCUGAAAAUGUCAACAGAGACCAGUGUUUUGGCAAUAUUGAUAUCUGUAUUCGUGUUUUCUCACGAUGUUCGGUGUAGGAUUUUGAAUCCCGUAAUUUUGAUGCCUGGAGAUGGGGGAACACAGUUUGAAGCCAAGCUGAACAAGACCACUGCUCCACACAGCUUGUGUACUCUGAAAACUAAUGUCUACUUCAGCCUGUGGCUGAAUCUGGAAGAGUUAGCUCCUAUUGUCAUCGACUGCUUCACAGACAACAUGAAACUUGUGUACAACAGGACCACCCACACAACAAGCAACACCCCCGGGGUGAACAUGAGGAUUAGUGAUUUUGGGGGAACAUCUACUGUGGAGUGGUUGGACCCUUCCCAUAUCUCUGUCACUUCUUACUUUGCCCCCAUCGUAAAUGCCUUGGUGUCUUGGGGUUACAAGCGAGGAGUUUCUGUUCGAGGGGUUCCUUUUGACUUCAGGAAAGCACCAAAUGAGUUUAAGGAGCUGUACCAGAAGAUGCAGGCGCUGAUCGAGGAGACAUACAGAAUGAAUAACAACACUCGUGUGGUCGUCUUGGGACACAGCAUGGGGAACCCUACCUCACUUUACUUCUACAACAUUAUGUCCCAGGCCUGGAAGGACAAGUAUAUUGAGGCCCACAUCAGUCUGGCUGGAGUCUGGCUGGGAGCUAUUAAACCACUCAGGCUGUUUGCUUCAGGUGACAGUCUCGGUGUGCUUUUUGUGAAGCCCCUCAAGGUUCGUAAGGAACAGCGAAGCAUGCCCAGUACUGCCUGGUUGAUGCCCUCAGACAAGGCCUGGAGUCCUGACGAGGUUCUCAUCAUGCGGCCAGGGAAGAACUACACAGUGAAGGACUACCAAGAGUUCUUUCAGGACAUUGACUAUAUGGAUGGCUGGUACAUGAGAAAAGACACUGUCAACCUGAUUCGUGACCUUACACCGCCAGGGGUCAAAGUUCACUGUCUCCAUGGAAUCAAUGUCAAAACUCCAGGAGUGCUGGUAUAUGAUAAGUCCAGCUGGUACGACUCUCAACCAAAAAUUAUACCAGACAACGGGGACGGCACGGUAAAUAUCCGCAGCCUGCGGGGAUGUUUGUCCUGGCAGAAGCAGCAGAAACAGCAGGUCUUCCAUAAAGAGUUCCCCAAAGUAGAACACAUGUCCAUUCUGCAGGACCCUAAUAUCAUUCAGUAUCUGAAACAAGUGUUAGUGGGCAGUUAAUGGCGGACCAUAUGAUGUCUUUUCGGCAUUUUAUUCAUUUUGAUGUCUCGCUAAAUAUUUCUCAGUUUUGUUUAACUUAAACGGUCUAAACUAAUAUUCAACAAAAUUUGUUUAUGGGUUUAAAAACAGAACUCUUUCUGUGGAUUAUACGAAAUUCUUUUGAUGUAUUGCUGAUCAAUUGUAAGUCAUGGGUUUAUUUGCUCUGUCAGCUUUUAAAGGAAAAAUAUCUGUUUAAUAUGUAAAAAGACUUUUUUGAUACUAUUUUGAGAAAUAGUGUCUGUGCCAAAUUCUUUUAGUUUCGAUUUUUACAUUUGAUGGAGUGUGGUUCAGAUGGACUAGUCAAAUAUGUAUGUACCUCUUCACAAAUAAAUGCCUCAGUUAACUAACUUUACAAGCAGGUGAGUGAACUUACGGAGUACAAGAUAGUUUUUAUCGAUUGUGAUGUAACAUUUAACUAAGAUUGACUUGUUCUGAUACAUGCCUCGUCCUGUGUGUGUUAGUCUUAUGAAACACCUAACUAAUUAACAGAUGAAUGAAUCACUGAGAACAAAAGUUACAGUUCUUACCAAUUGUUGUGUAACAAUUACGUUAGUUGGAAAUGAACCUAAUUUUUACUGUAUAGAGUGACCCUUGCAUGUUUACAGGUUACUUUUAUGGUGCCUUAUUGGCAUUUGAUAUUGAGAUAUCUAUGUUAUGUGUAUUUUCGUGCCCGGUAAAUCUAGAUUUGUGAAGAUAUUUUGCGCUUAAGUAAUUCCAUUCUGUUUCAAUUCUACAAGUGUGAAUCGAGGAAAAGUCAUUUUCUUCAAGCAUAGUUUCAUUAAUGUCAAUGAUAAUGCAAAAAAUUGCAGUGUGUUGACAGUGCCUAUUUCCUUGAUAUUAAGUGUUAAUUAGGAUAUUUUGGUGAUUAGUAAAUCUACACCGGUUCAAGGAAACUGGAGGUGGGACUCAUUUCCACCACGAGAACUAGUGCAAUGUCGGUGCUGUAUUAGAACUCUUACUGCAAUAUGCAUUAUGAAAACCUUCAUGUAUUCAUCCUGCAAUUGAUCAUUCUUCCCAGUAUUACUCGAUAUUACAAAAACAAUGCAUUCCACUCCACAUGCAAGCAUGUAGUGUUCUAACAUAUAGGUUUAUUCAUCUGUAAGAAUGAUUUAUGUUCCUCAGUUUGAAAAUUCUGUAACCCCACAUCCACCUUGAUGAACAAAUCUGAUCAGAAAGAGACGUAGAAAAGAGAGAUGUUAGGAAAUUGUGCAAUCAAUUAUUGAGACAAUAUCCAGUUGACAAUACCCGGAAUUUCUAAGUUACACUGCAUGUUUAUUUUAUUUACAUUUUGUGAUCAUAUUCGCUUGACUUGCAUUUAUUCAGUGUCAAGUCAGCUUAUUCUCAGUAUAUGUACAGUGUGUAUAUGUGUGUUUAUUAGGAAUUUGUAUGUAUGUGUGUGUGUCGGGAUGGAUGUAACAGACAAUUGAUGUAUACCAAGUGUGUAAACGUAUUUAUUUACUGUAGGUGUACUUUUUUCAAUGAGGUACUAAUUUUCAAGAUGUUUGUGGUCAUCAAAAAACCUGACUUUAAUACCAGCUGAGUUCAACUAUGUAUAAAUCCUUAUUUUAAAUCUUUCAGAAAGGUUUUGAACAAGUAAAGGUGUUGAAUAAGUGAAUUGUGAUUUUAUUCAAUAUUAUAGUAGAUGCAUGUCUCCUCUCUGUGUUUUCGUUGUACAGGUGUAGUAGUAUGCUAAAAUAGCUCAAACAUAAAUUGUCACAAUUAAAAUUAUACAUCAGUUACAAACACGACAUUCACAUAUCAUGUACAUGCAUUCUGAACCGUAAAGUAAAAGCACGUUAAAUUGGGCACAUUGCUACUCGGAUCACCUCCAUUUUAAGCUUAUCAUUGAUAAUCAGUGAGAGAUAAACCCAAGCACACAAAGACUAACUAUUUUGAUCUUGGUUACUCAAAGAGUAAUUUAAGGAGCUCACUAUCUCAAGACUUAUACAUUUUAUGACCCUGUCACAAGAUGGCGAUUCAGAUGUUUUGUGAAAUUACUUGUAUCGAUCGAUUUGUUUGUAUAUAUAUGUAGCUCAGUGGAUAAGUUAUCAGGUUAGAGGCCCGCAGAUCCUGAGUUCAGAUCCACGUGUGUCUUUUGUGUUAUUUAUUGAAAUAGAUUUUUUAAAAUAAUUUUUUUUAAAAUCCAAAAUUGCAUAUGUUUUGCCUUUUUGACAUAUAUACUUAUUACAUAUCAUCAUAUCUUUCAUGAUUAAAUCAUUUCAUGCUGAUUUAAUAAACUCUUUCAAUGUGUAGUGAGCCACCUUAAAUGUAUGUGAUAAAAACAAUCAUGGUAAAAGUAAAAGCAAUUCAUGCAAGUUGGAGUAACUGCUGGGUAAAUAAAAUUCAUGCCAAAUCCUGGAUUUACGGUACCAGUAAGUUGAGAUAGGUGUGAUGAAUGAUUAAAAAUGAAUAUUCUCACUGCAUACAAAUCUGGAAUUAUGACCCCCGCCGACAAAAGUAUACCUACAGUAGUUCAAUAGCUUGUUUGUAAAUUUUGAGAUGUGGGAUACAGUGGUGAAGGGAACCAGUUUACUAAAGGUCAAUUUUACAUGAUGAAAUUUACGAACAGGAAGAAAUAUGUAUAACCACUGUGUUUGCUCUCAGUUAUAAGAUCUGUAUUGAAACAGGUUCAGACUAAUUGUAUGUGCAUUUGUCAUGCCUUUGCUAUUUUCAUGAUCUAUGAUGUGUAGUAUUCAAGGCCCCGGUGCAAGCUUCCUUUUGAUUUUGAUUUUUAUGUGUGACCUUGACAGAUUCUGGUAACCUCUGUCCAUGAGAAGUUUUAUAUAAACCAAGGAGUUAUAUAUGACUGCAAUAGCAUAACACAAGCUCGACUUUGAGCUGUGGAUCUGAGAUGAACCUGAUUGCAUAAUUUUGUAUUCUAAAUUCCACUAUAUCGUACUAUUAUUCUUCAUAACUUGUUAAUUAUUAGAAAAGAUUUGUAACAUUUGAUAUUUUCGUAAUUGUGUUUGAAUUUUGUUCUCUUCAUUGUGUUAUAAAUUUUUACCAGAUGAAGCGCGUCUAACAAGGCACUGCCUCCAUCUGUGAUAUUCUCUCUAUGUGUAUUUUUAUUUCUGUCAAAGGUUUGAAUGUGCCAUUUUAGAGGAGAGUUUUAUUUUGGAGAAACAAAGUGAAUAUAAAUGAACGUAUUGACGAAAAACGUACAUUUGGCUUACCGAACCACCUAAACCUUUUAUAUCAAGUUGGGAGAGAGGCAAACAAGUAUCUUUGCAAAUUAAGCCUUAUAUUUGAAAGCAGACAACAUUGUAUCCCUUCACUUUCUCUCGUGUUAUGAUUUUCUUAAUUUAAUAAUAAUCAGACUGCUAUCGUUCAAUUUCUUUUUAAGAUUAUGGCUACAUAAAAGGAAGAUUUUGAAGUACUUUUUAGAGUUUUACAUUGAGCAUUAUGGUUAUAUUUAGUAUAGUGACUAGAAAUACUACUCAUCAUUAGCUAUUGUUAAGAUUGUAUGAGAGAAAAGGUUUUGUGAAAUACAGGUCUAAUGUAUUGGAAUGCUCAUUAAACUGCAUAACAUGUUUAAA
Messenger RNA from Ostrea edulis (European flat oyster), 4852 nucleotides. RefSeq names its product phospholipase A2 group XV-like. The transcript is spliced from 7 exons. NCBI's taxonomy places the organism in Eukaryota, Metazoa, Mollusca, Bivalvia, Ostreida, Ostreidae. Gene Ontology annotation, biological process: lipid metabolic process. The coding region runs from base 63 to 1277 and encodes 404 amino acids. The record is from RefSeq and is a predicted model, not a curated record.